This is a messenger RNA of Anopheles funestus (African malaria mosquito), 4041 nucleotides long. RefSeq names its product poly [ADP-ribose] polymerase (gene Parp1). Gene Ontology annotation, cellular component: nucleus. The record is from RefSeq and is a predicted model, not a curated record. Gene Ontology annotation, molecular function: NAD+ poly-ADP-ribosyltransferase activity; DNA binding; zinc ion binding. The transcript has 4 exons. Lineage: Eukaryota; Metazoa; Arthropoda; Insecta; Diptera; Culicidae. The coding region runs from base 230 to 3235 and encodes 1001 amino acids.
ACGAGUUGCGUUGUUUACAUGCGUUCAAAUAAAUGAAGCCUGACAAUUUCGCGCCACACCGCAUCAACUGUCAAAUGCAGUACGGCAACAGUUCGGCUAUACCGGGAAAAACUUGUAAAUUCAGUGCAGUACAUGUUGUGUGUCGAGUUCCGUGUUCUCGUUCGUAAUACUGUGUACUAGAUUUCCAUCCGCUGCUCCAUAUUCUAUUGUUCUUGUAGAGUAAAAAAAAAUGGAUGCCCAACAAUUACCGUUCCUUGCGGAGUACUCGAAGAGCAACCGGGCAGGGUGUCGAUUCUGUAAGCAAAAGAUCGACAAGGAUGUGCUCCGGCUUGCGGCGAUGGUUCAGUCGCCGAUGCAUGAUGGUAAGGUGGCUCAAUGGUACCACGAGGAUUGCUUCUUCAAAAAGCAACGUCCAACAACGGAAGGCGAUGUGGCCAAUUUCGACGCACUGCGGUACGAGGAUCAAAAGAAAAUCCGCGACGCAAUUGCAACGUUUGCGAAGGGUGUCGUUCCCGCGGCCGGAAAGGGAAAGGGCAAGAAACGUUCAGCGGCGGAAGCACAAUCGUUGAAGGACUUCGGAGUGGAGUAUGCAUCCUCGGGACGGGCCAUGUGCAGGGGAUGCGAGCUGAAGGUUCUUAAGGAUGAAGUGCGCAUCAAGAAGGUCGUCUACGACACGGAGGUAGGGAUGAAGUAUGGCGGACAACCGUUGUGGCAUCAUGCUGAAUGUUUCGCGAAGCUACGCUCCGAAUUGGGUUACUUUGAGAAGGCUGAAAUGUUACCUGGUUACCGUUCGAUGAAACCGGAGGAUCAGAAACUGUUAAAGCAACUUUUACCUGCUAUCAAGGCGGAGAAUGUACCGUCGAAGAAGGUUAAGGAAGAGGUUAAGGACGAGGUAGACAAAGCGGCUGAAUCAGUAGAUGAAAAGAAUAUCGCCGAGCAGCAGAAAGCGUUUUACAAGAUACGCGAUAAGCUGAAAUCGCUCGGCGUAAAGAAAGCGGAAUUGAUUGAAAUCCUGUCCCAAAACCAUCAGGACAUCCCGGAGGGUAACGAUCCGGUGUUGGAUCGUGUUUGCGAUACGCUUCUCUUUGGUGCGCUAGAACGAUGCUCGAAAUGCGGUGGCCAAUAUGUGCUGCAAAAGGCGUCGUACGUUUGCGAGGGCAAUCUGACCAACUGGGUAAAAUGUAUGAAUUCCGAAAAGGCACCACCGCGUAAGAACGCUGUAAUACCGGCCGAUCUGCGAGCGGCCUACUCGUUCUUGAAGCGUUACAAAUCGAACGUUCGAGAUCGAGUGUUUCGGUAUGUUCCGCCGAGCAUCAGCACCGUGAUGAAGAGCGUGAAGAAGGAGGAAGAAUUGCCCUCGGAACCGAAGGUAAAGCGCGAGAAGCCUCCGCUGUACAAUAUGGAGUUUGUCAUACUCGGUAAAACGGCCACACCAAAGGAUCAGUUGAAGCUUAGAAUACAAAAGCUGGGUGGCAAGGUGGUAACGAAGAUUGCCAGCCAUACGGCAGCUAUCAUUUCCACACCGGAGGAAGUUGAGCGGCUAAAUAGUCGUAUGUGCGAGGCGAAGGAGCUACAGAUUCAGGUUGUGCCGGAGGAAUUUUUGGACGAUGUGCAGGGAGGUGGUGCGCUUUCGUUCAUCACUAGCCGGGCCAUCUGUGACUGGGGUUCGGAUCCGCAGACGCGCAUCCCAACCGAAGAGGAGAGUAAAUCUCGCUCGAAAAAGAGCAUUUACGAAAAAUCCGUACCGGCCAAGAUGAAGCUACAGGUAAAGAGUGGUCUGAUCGUCGAUCCGGACUCGAACCUGGCGGACAGGGCGCACGUGUACAAAUGCAAUGGUGUCAUCUAUAAUUGCGUCCUGAAUAAGGUGGACAUUCAGACCGAUAAAAAUUCGUACUACAAAAUGCAGGUACUCGAAGACGAUAAAAAAAAGAAAUACUGGUUGUUCCGUUCCUGGGGACGUAUUGGUACCACGAUCGGUGGUACCAAGGUGGAAAACCACAGCACAGCAGAGGACGCCAUGUUAUCGUUUGAAGAACUUUUCCUGGAAAAGACCGAUAAUGAUUGGAAUCGGCACGAUUCCGUAUACCACAAGAUGCCGGGCAUGUUUUAUCCGAUCGAGAUCGAUUAUAGUGAGACGAAGACGAAGCGUCUUGCGGAAAACAGUGCGUUCAAAUCGAAACUCGCUCCUGCGGUCCAGGAGCUGGUUCGCAUGUUGUUCGAUGUGGACGCGAUGAAUCGGGUAAUGCUCGAGUUUGAGCUGGACAUGGAAAAGAUGCCACUGGGCAAGCUGUCGAAACGGCAGCUCCAAUCGGCUAUGAAGGUGUUGUCGGAAAUUUCCGACCUAAUUGGCAACAGUGGCUCCAAUGCGCAGUUUAUAGAUGCAUCGAACAGAUUCUACUCGUUCAUUCCGCACAACUUCGGCGUUUCGGCCGUAAAGGUGCUGGAUACGAUCGAGCAGGUCAAGGAGAAGCAAACCAUGUUGGAAAGUUUGAUGGAGAUUGAGUUCGCAUACUCGUUGCUGAAUGAAUCCGACGAAGAUGAUGGCAAGAGUGGUAAGAAUCCGCUGGACGUUCAUUACGAACAGCUGAAGACGGUCAUUGAACCGAUGGCACGCGAUUCGGAAGAGUUCGGCUUGCUCGAGCAGUACGUGCGCAAUACGCAUGCGGAGACGCACACAUCGUACGAUCUGGAGAUUGCAGAAAUCUUCCGCAUCAAGCGUAAGGGUGAAGAUCGUCGCUAUCAACCAUUCAAGAAGCUGCACAACCGCAAGCUACUGUGGCACGGUUCUCGGUUGACCAACUUUGCUGGUAUUCUUACGCAUGGUUUGAAGAUUGCCCCACCGGAGGCACCGGUUACGGGUUACAUGUUUGGUAAGGGUAUUUACUUUGCCGAUAUGGUGUCGAAAUCGGCCAACUACUGUUGCACCAAUAUGGUUGAUUCGACCGGAUUGAUGCUGCUGUGCGAAGUAGCUCUCGGCGAUAUGCAAGAGUAUCUGCAGGCACACUACGUGAAGAAACUUGCUACUGGUAAGCACAGUGUGAAGGGUAUUGGACGCACACAGCCAGAUCCGGCUAGUUCGCAUAUCCGCCCGGAUGGGGUGGAGAUACCGAUGGGCAAGGGUGUUUCGGACGAGAAGAUAAAAAGUUCUCUGCUUUACAACGAGUUCAUCGUGUACGAUGUGGGUCAGGUAAACUGCCAGUACUUGUUCAAGAUGAACUUCAAGUACAAAUACUAAAUUCGUUGUUGCACUGUAAACUCUACCCAGGGACAGAAGAAGAAGGACAAGCAUUUGAUGAUUUCCUCGUGGUAGUUGUUGAUUUCUUUUUAAAUGUUAUUUGAGUUUUCCAAAUACAACCGUUUCGUUUCGUUUGCAUUAGUUUGUAGUACACAAAUGUAUACGUUAUCAGUUUCUUACAUAUUCAAUACACAGUUUGCCAAAUACUUAAUAGUCGUCUAUUACAAGAGCAUUACAAGAGCAACACUCAUAUAAACUAAACCUUUGUUUGUUAAACGUUAUACAUGAUGUAAUACUAAAUUCGAAUACACUGAACUGAAUGUGUGAAGCAUGGAUACAAUUUAAAAUAUGCAUAACUUUAUAUCAAUUUCACGAAAAGACGUAUGAACGUAUAAACUAACUUAAGUUACCAAGUUUUUCAAAUAUCUACCAUAAUUUUAAUUGGCAAAUACAUUCUUGCUGAAAAUCGAUUGAAAACCAUCAAUGUUCAAAAUUCAGAUGCAACGGUUUAGCUUAACAAUUUUGUAAUUUUAGAUUGAAAAUCAGAAAAAAUUGGAACGUAUUUUCAUAACAAAUUUACAUACCGAUACCAACGCGCUUUUAAAGAUGGCACGCGAUUCACCCCCGAUCACAACAGAUGCAAACAUUCUGCUGGAAUUUAUCUAAACAAUCUAUUUUUAGCUAGUAAGAAAACCGCUGCAGCAUGUACCGAAACGUUGUGGAUAUUAUAUUGAUAAGCAUAAAUAAGGUUUGCCGUUUUUUCCUCAUUCCUUUAAAUAUAUUUUAUUUUCUAAAGUAAUAUCCAA